Molecule: messenger RNA, 1930 nt
Organism: Stylophora pistillata
Lineage: Eukaryota; Metazoa; Cnidaria; Anthozoa; Scleractinia; Pocilloporidae
Source: RefSeq, a predicted model, not a curated record
AAAAGAGCGCGUUGUUCUAACCGCGAGAGAUUGGAAAUUAGAUUCACGAUACGUUCACCAUAGUAACGGUGUUUGGUAGUCAUGCGUGCUUCGGUUCUCGGGAAAACUUGUACAUCUUUUGUUGUCGCGUUCUGGUAAGGAAAUAUCAAGUUUUUCCUACGAUCUGGUGUGUUUUUUUUCUUCAGCUGGUAAAUGUAAAUCCUCUACAGUGGUCGGAGAACAUCUAGAAAGGGAAAUGCUUCUUAGUUUGAACGCUGUGCGUCGCAAUGUGUCCGCACUUUUGGUCUUCAAUCUCUAGCUAUUGGCUACCCCAGCUGCUGCCAAAGACGUGCUGAUUUUAGCGGCGAUGCAUUCACUUCAAACCAUGUCAAAGGCUCCGACACAACCUGCUAACCUUCCUCCUCUUCAAAAUCUUCCUUCGUGGUCAAGAAACUCUUUGGGGAGGAGAAAACAGCGGCGGCCCAUAAUUCGUGACCGCUUGCAGCCGAUAAAAUCAAUUAGGGAAGAGAUGGAUGAAAUCUCAGAAGACAGAUCGAACGAGUUGUCGAAUUACUCUGGAAGGAUUGUUUCUGCUCCCUCUCGGGGACACGGACUUGAACAAACGCAAAGACUGGAUAACAUAGAAAAAAGGCUGGAUUAUCUUCGCACGCAACAUGCCGAAACUUUAUCAAAUUUACAUAAUGAAAUAGAACGAUUAAAGGCUGAAAACAAAGAGUUAAAUUUCAAACUGGUAAUGGCUCGCACGGGUGUGAAUCUACCCAAAGAAGAUGAGACAUCUCCUAGCCCAGUUGAAAGUGAUGUGUUGCGGUCUGUCGACUUAGUUCAAGGUGAUCAACAUGAGGGAGUUCUCAGUGUUAAAGAGAAGCUAGAAGAUAAAAAUCUGCCAUCUCAGCCAGCACAGACAGUUAAAGAAUCACAUAACAAAAAUUUAACACAAGAAGUGUUGAACUCAAGUGCAAAAAGGAACAAAAGACAUGGAUCUGGUAAAAUGCCACUUGCAGCUAAAUCCACACCCUCCCCUCCCAUAUCAGCCAAAGGUCCAGUUAUCAAACCUAAAAGUUCAGGAAAAAAGAAAGCAAAAUCAUACAAUUGGCAGGAAAAACCAACAAGUUUGAAUUCAAAUUCCUCUCAUGCUCUCACAUUAUCCACUACUUCACCUGCACCAGUAAAGCAGGGGAUUCCCCUCGGUCAAUCAGUUCUCCUUGUCACAAUAAAGGAUAAGCAUGUGAAAGUUCACAUGCCGACAGACAGUGCCCCACGGUCACCAACCUUGGUGGAGUGUAAAGCUAUCAUUAAACAUCAACAAGAAACAAACAAAAGGCAAGAACAAGAGCUUUCGAAACUAAAGUCAGACUUGAAUGAUGCCCUGUACUCUGACAAGUGGACACCAGAUACAUAUCUUGUAACCAAGUCCUAUGUUACAGAUGAUGCACCAACCAAUACAAGACAAAACACACCUGCUUCUAGAUCUUUACCGCGGUUGCAUUCAAGAGAUCAGAUGCAUUCUGGAAGGUUGACAGCUGGGCGAAUGCAUGUUGUUCAAGACAGUGUAUCUCUUCCAGUUCUUCGCCCCAAUGGUGCAGCCAAUGUUGCUGAUAGGAAACGUCGACAGCAGGCAUUAGUUCGAGGAAGAGGCAAAAAGGACUUCUAUUAAAUUAUAUGUCAAAUUUAUUGAUCAGUAAUCAUAUUAAAAUUCUUCCUUAAAAAAUGAUACAUUUUUCUAAUGGUAGGGCUAGAAUCUUUCCCCAAGUAGUCUUUAGUCACUUAUACUGCUCAUUGUGCACUUGUAAAUACCUAAUUUUUCAUCACAGCGAUAGAUUUUUCAACCUUUUACAUUUUUCUUCUUCUAUUCUAUAAUGUUACUGCAGAAGUACCAUUAAAUACAACGCAAGGGGUGAAGAAUUAUUUAAUAAAAUUAUUUAAAGUAAAA